AUGGAAGGCUAUUGCAAAGUUGCCCGUUUUAUGGGCAGGCAAGACGAGUAUGCAAUUUUCCGACGUUUCAGGGCCCUCAAUGCCCAGAAUCUACUGUACCUUCAGGCUGAGAUUACACAUCUAGAAGCCCAAUUGUACAGCCUCGCCCAAUCCAACAGUCCCGACCGCAUUAUUUCCAACCAAGAUUGGUGGUCGCUUGCCCACAGUGAGGAGCCGGAGGAUUCUGAGCAAUGGCACAAAAUUCUGGAAAUUCGUGAAAAGCUGGAGCAGUAUAAUGAGACCAUCCUCAAACAAGCCCGAAUAGCAAAGCUUAAUCCGCCCGUAGCUUACGACCGGGAGUUCCUCCGUCUGUGGCUUGCGCGACCGGAUAUGGGCAACUUUCCUCUUCUUGGUCUUGAUCAAGAAUGCUAUACCGACAAACAUGAUGCAGAUCUCGUCGCGCUUCGCUCGCGCCCUGCUCAGGAUAUAUUCUCUCGCUGGUUUACCUACUGCGUAAUACCCUGGUGGCAUCACUUCGUUGGUGAAAAGUUUAAAGCCCCUAUCGAGGAUGGGCUCGACGAAGGUGUGUAUCGUUACGAGAAUAGCCUUCUCGCAGCCACAGUCCGUGUCAUUACGACAGUCCUCGCAUCUCUGUUUCCGGUAUGCUCCGUCACAGCUCUUUACUUUAUAGAAAGCAACUUUAUCCGGCUGGCAUCCGUGAUCGUAGCUUCAGCUUUCUUCGCGUUGGCUUUGGCAUUGAUGACUAAUGCUCGGAUGAUCGAGGUGUUCGCUGCUACUUCUGCUUAUGCGGCUGUUAAUGUAGUAUUUCUUACGAAUGUAGUUUACACGGUGGGACAAUGA
This is a messenger RNA of Neoarthrinium moseri, 840 nucleotides long. RefSeq lists its product as uncharacterized. The coding region runs from base 1 to 840 and encodes 279 amino acids. NCBI's taxonomy places the organism in Eukaryota, Fungi, Ascomycota, Sordariomycetes, Amphisphaeriales, Apiosporaceae. The transcript is spliced from 4 exons. The record is from RefSeq and is a predicted model, not a curated record.